AUGGCCACUUUGCAAGACCGCUCGACCGCCGAGAUGGAGCAGGCUGUACAGGAGGGGUUCGACCUGUCCUGGCUGCAAAAGAUCAAGGAUCAGAUUCCCGGCGCUGCCGAUGAGUUGGCCCACGACCCGACGCUCGCGGACAAUACGCCUGACCUGCUGGACGAGUCGACCAACUUUACCCAGCGCACGCGUGGCGCUCUGCCACGGCCGGGCGUUCCCCAGUACACGGCCUACACCUUCCGCGACAAGAAGGAAGUCUGGGGCUACAACCUGACCAAGCUGUACCAGGAAGCGGUGUCGCGGCAAUGGUCGUCGGCUACCGAUAUUCCGUGGGAGAGCAUGCGCCCCCUGCCUGACGAUGUGGAAGCGGCCCAGUGCCAGCUGGCCACCUUCUUUGCACAGGUUGAGUUCGUCGCUGCUGAUGUUCCGGGCCGUUUCAUCGCCCAGAUGUCGCCCGACUACCACGAAGUGCGAAUGUUCCUGCUGACCCAGGUCAUGGACGAGUCCCGCCACAUGGAAGUCUUUCGCAAGCGGGCCCUGUCCAACGGCGGCGGGCUGAUGCGCAUGAUCGACUCGGUGAGCGACGUUACGGGCGGCAGCACCGACAACGCCCGCGAGUUUACCGAAAUGUCCAGCCGUCUGCACAUCGUCGGCGAAGGGAACGUGCUGACGCUGUUCCGCCUUGGCGAGUUGAUGGCGUACAACGAUGCGGAGAAGGCCAUCUACCGGCGCGCCGCACAGGAUGAGGCUCGCCAUGUAGCCUUCGGCGUGCUGCACGCCCGCUAUAUGAACGAGUGCGCGCCCGAACGUCGUGAGGAAAUCCACGCCUAUCUGGACGAGGCCGAAGACCGGCAGGCCACCGGCAACGGCGGCGAGAAUCCGGCGGCCCGCGGCGCCAACCUGACUGCCGAAUCCCUGGCUAUCCUGCUCGGCGGCGGGGCUGACAAGGCCGAUGAAGGACAGAAGAUUCUGGCGGCCAUCCGCCAGCGCCAGGUGAAGGAAUACUUCCAGCGCCUGAAGUCCUGCGGCUUCGAUGAUCGCAUCGAAAACGGCCGGGUCAACCCGGCGCUGCUGGAGGCCUACCAGGCGGCGCCGUAG
This is a messenger RNA of Geodia barretti, 1098 nucleotides long. The record is from the annotation of a GenBank genome assembly. Lineage: Eukaryota; Metazoa; Porifera; Demospongiae; Tetractinellida; Geodiidae.